Pyricularia oryzae 70-15 is the source of this 192-nucleotide messenger RNA. RefSeq lists its product as uncharacterized. Lineage: Eukaryota; Fungi; Ascomycota; Sordariomycetes; Magnaporthales; Pyriculariaceae. Bases 1 to 192 code for a protein of 63 amino acids. The transcript is spliced from 4 exons. The record is from RefSeq and is a predicted model, not a curated record.
AUGUCUGAGACUGGAACCGUGGGCCAGGUCCUGUUGGGCCUCAAGGUUAAAGGGCAAACGUGGUAUGAUGCAAAUUAUAAGAAUUCCAAGCCGGCCUCCGGCAAGGGAAAGGGAAAUCACAACGGGCCGCCACCAUCCGCUCCCAGCUGCCCCCCGUUUGCGGACUCAGCACUCACUCUCGACUCGACCUAG